AACAAGCCACGGCAGAAGAGCCACCACCCUCCGAAACCUUUGGAAAAGAAAGAAAGAGGGAGAUUUUAACAUUUCAAGCUCUUCGUCAAAUGGACAGAAUCGCGGUUGUCACUGGUGCGAAUAAAGGGAUCGGAUUCGAGAUAUGCAAGCAACUAGCUUCAAAUGGAGUCUUUGUUGUUUUAACCGCCAGAGAUGUAAAUAGAGGAAAUGAGGCUAUCGAGAAGCUUGCGAGCAUGGGGAUCUCCAACGUGGCCUUUCAUCUGCUCGAAGUGGCCGACGGGAAUAGUGUCAAUUCGCUGGUGGAUUACGUCAAGGCUCGGUUCGGGAAAUUCGAUAUUUUGGUGAAUAAUGCAGGCAUAACCGCAUCUACAGUCAUGAAAAAGGACUUGGUCUUGACAGAAGAUAAAAUUAUAGGUCCCGAGGCCAAAUCGAUGAAAGAGCAUAUUAAAGAGACGCUUGAAUCAGCAGAAAAAUGUCUGAGGACUAACUACUAUGGAAUCAAACAAGUGACUGCUGCUCUUCUACCUCUUCUUCAACAAUCAAAUGCAGCAAAAGUAGUCAAUGUCUCCUCUUCCCUUGGCCAGCUUAAGUACAUCCCCGGCGAGAAUAUCAAAGAGGAGCUCAAUGACAUCGAUAACCUCACGGAAGAGAAAGUGGACGGUUUGGUAGUGAGAUUUCUGAAGGAUAAGAAGGAGGACACGGUGGAAACCGGAGGCUGGCCGAUCAUUUUAUCCGCUUACAUCGUCUCCAAGGCAGCUCUCAAUGCCUACACAAGAGUUUUGGCGAAGAAAUAUCCCGGUAUCGCCAUCAAUGCUGUGAACCCCGGUUUUGUCAAGACCGACCUGAACCGCAACACUGGGAUUUUGUCGGUCGAGGAAGGCGCCAGAGGUCCUGUUACAGUGGCUUUAUUGCCAAAAGAUGGACCUUCCGGCGCGUUCUUCGACCGGACGGUAGUAUCGACCUUUUGAUCAAGAUUUAGCUGCAUAGUGCGGAGAGGCCAUGUUCGUAUAAGACCCUAAACCUAUGUUCUUUAUAUUUUUCCUUCUGUUUAUUAAUAGGAGUUUCUGAACCACAUUAUAGUUAUCUUAAUAAGAUUGGAGAGAGUGAAGUUGUCAAA
Molecule: messenger RNA, 1117 nt
Organism: Syzygium oleosum
Lineage: Eukaryota; Viridiplantae; Streptophyta; Magnoliopsida; Myrtales; Myrtaceae
Product: salutaridine reductase-like
Exons: 5
Coding region: 90-968 (292 amino acids)
Cellular component (GO): membrane
Source: RefSeq, a predicted model, not a curated record